AUGGAUAGGUCAAAUCUGAAUAAUUACCAUAUCACAAUCGUGGCGCCGUCGCCGGAAGACUACGAGACGGCCAGAGCCUUAUUGGACGAACCUGAUCCAGAAUAUUAUCUGACAAGCUCGGGAGCUGCAUGCUCGCUUGGAAAAGUCGGCCCUCACAAUGUUGUCCUGGUAGGGAAAGCGGAGGACAUGGCUGAUGUCUCUGUCUUCGUCAAAGACACUGUCGACGCUUUACUCGAAGUUUUCCCGUUUAUUCGAGCUGGCUUUCUAAUCGGGGUCGAUGGCACAGUACCCGAAGAGAGCCCUGCCAAAGUUGGCGAUAUCGUCGUGGCAUUUCCGCAAGGCUCUCAACCUGGGCAAGUUCAGUUCGACGUCAGUGACACAAUUGCUUCGAAUCACAUCUCAACGACUUUUGAAAUGAGCCAUCCAUCUUCCUAUAUCAAAUCUGUUAUCAACAUCAUCCAAUUUCCGGAGGGUCGCCAGCACUGGGGACAAUAUCUGCAACAUCAAUCACCUCGAGCAGAGGUUGCCUCCACAAAGGAUCUGCAGCCGCCGGAACGAAAUACCGAUAAAGCCAACAAAGUUCUAAGGGGAAAAGUAGCAUCAUCUACUCGUCUCCUCUCUGAUUGUGAUUUAGCCAACAAGAUCGGAUGCGACAACAAGAUCAUGUGCUUCGAACGGGCCGCUGCCACUAUCAAAUCAAGAUUCCCAAUAUUAACUAUCUGUGGCAUAGUUAGCUCUACAGAUUCCUGUUCUCCAAAAUUGGGUGAAUCUGCGUUACGUCAAAUCAAAAUGGCCACAGUCAUUUAUACUAUGUUUGUCUCUCAUCAUAUCAGUACCGCCAAAUUGGAAGACGAGUAUGCCUUUACAGACAGAUAUCAAUACGAGCCGUUUGAUUUGGAGAGUGCUGGAUUUCGAUUGGUACUACUUAAAAAGGGCGUUCGAUCACAAUUGCGGUGCCAACUUUGGCAAGCGUACCUCAAUGACAACGACAUAAUCCCCUAUGAAGCACUGUCUUAUACCUGGGAAAGUCAGAGUACACCACAUGAGAUCAUAGUAGAUGAAAAGAUAUUGCCAAUCACUGAAAGCCUGUACGAAGCUCUCUGUCACUUGAGGAGACCUGACGCGGACCGGAUGCUUUGGAUUGAUGCUCUGUGCAUUGACCAGACCAAUAUCAAGGAGCGCGGUCACCAAGUCAAUCGCAUGGGAGAGAUCUACAAGAAAGCCGACAAAGUGAUCGUCUGGCUUGGAUAUCUGAGUGGCAAUGCCACACAGCUAAAAUCUGCCAUCACCAUGCUCGAAGCGCAAGUUGCGCAACUGCCAGGCGUCGCUCGAGGAUGGCCUCGUGAAGACCCCCGAUGGAAGUCACAGUGGAGACAGAUUGAAGACAACCUCGGACCUUUUUGUCGCGAUAAGUUGGUGGAUGGCCUUGAAAGCUUUAUGGAAAAGCCAUGGUUUUCAAGAGUUUGGAUCUUGCAGGAAGUGGCCAACGCGAAAAAGAUUAUCGUGACAUGUAAUCUGGGGGAAAUACCGGGGUGGAUUUUUGCCCUACUUCCACAUGCUAUGGAGGUCAAGGUUACUGAACAAUUUCAAGCUGUCUUGGAUAUUAUGCCUCAUCCAUUGACACCCUCAGCAUCGCGCAAAGAAACCAGAAACCUCAGCAACUUGCUGUGGAAGUUUAGAGGGUGCAAAGCCACAGAUCCGCGAGACAGAGUAUACGCAUUACUCGGCAUGGCGACCGAUAGGAAAGAAAGCGCCAUUCAACCUGAUUACGCUAAGGAGGAGCAUAUGGUGAUGAAGGACUUGUAUGCUUACAUCCUAGGAGGAGAGUGGCCAGUUUAUGAUUCACCAGCAUCGAAUAUUCAGGAUUUGCAGCAAAAACUCCCAGACAUGUCCAGGCGAAAGCUUCAGCAAAUGCUCCAGAGCACCUUUCGAACAGAUCUGCUGGAGCAUUUUUUGUGCCGCCAAAGCUUGAUAUCAAUGAUGACCGAUGACUAUCUCUUCAACGCUAUGCACCAUGGAAGCAGUGUCAUGCAAGCGCUGUUGGAUAAGAGUACACCUCUGCCUGAUAUCUCUUUAGACCUUGGUUUGGAGUGCCUUCAAAGGUUCCCUGAUGUAUUUGAGGUCCUGCUGCGAAGACCUGACUGUAACUUUGAGAAUAUGCCGAGAUUCGUCGCUCGAGCUAUACAAUGUCGACCUCAGCUUUUCGAGCGGCUCGUUAAAUCGCAUUCCGAUCCAGUACAAUUGAGGCACGAUGCCUUGUUACGGGCCAUACUAAGAUGGCGGCCAGUUGCUCUUCGGUCCGCUAUAUUGGCCAUGAAAGGCACAUUCGAACUAGAAGAAGAUCUCUUUAUCACAUCAAUCAACUACGGUCCACGCACUCUCAAGUGUAUACUCGCAGGCUGUACAAGGCCCUUUAAUGUAACGAAAAAGGUGUAUGGACAAGCUGUUGAAGCGGGUGUUGAAAUACUGUCCUACCUCUUCCCGGAGUCAUCUUACAAAUUAACAGUUACAGAAUCCUCUGCUGCUUCCUCUAUUAUAAGAAUUUGCGAACAUGGGAUAGAUUCACAUAGUUCGGGGUUCUUUAACUCUCUUCAUGGCUCCACAGAGUACAAGCUGCAGAUCACAGACGAGUUGAUGUCGCUGGCUAAGCAGGACAAACUCGGUAUAAUUCUACCUAUGAUAUCUAGAAUACGAAAAAGGGAGAAAGACGUCAGUGAUGAGGUUGCGAUAAGCGCAAUCCAAUGUGGCCCUGAGGCCUUCAUGGCACUUCUUAACAAAAGAGGAACGAACUUUAGAGUCACAAAGCGGAUUCGCGAAGUGGCUAUCAAGCAUUCAUAUGCAUUUGAGGCACUGGGGCUAAGACGCCACAGCGAGGUUUUCACUGAAUCUCUUAACCUGGAUCAAUGUGUUCUACCUGGGAUGCAGCCCCCUCGGCCGGCACACAUGGACGAGGUACAAGCCCCAGAGUCAACAAACAGGGUCGCGAAGUGGCUAGCGAGCAUUUCUAAGCGCAUGAGGUACUAA
Messenger RNA from Fusarium subglutinans, 3024 nucleotides. Its product is annotated as heterokaryon incompatibility protein. Gene Ontology annotation, biological process: nucleoside metabolic process. Gene Ontology annotation, molecular function: catalytic activity. NCBI's taxonomy places the organism in Eukaryota, Fungi, Ascomycota, Sordariomycetes, Hypocreales, Nectriaceae. The coding region runs from base 1 to 3024 and encodes 1007 amino acids. The transcript has a single exon. The record is from RefSeq and is a predicted model, not a curated record.